AUGUUCCACUUCAUCUUAGGAAUGUCUAAUCAAUAACUCUUGACAUGCGUGUUUGAUAUGAACAUGGUACAAAGUAUCCAACUUCGAAGAAAAGUAUUAAUGGCAUAGAUAGUUUUCAUGACAGCUUAAGUGGAAAAACUUCAAGAAGAGGGGCAAAAUCUAGUCUAGGUAUUCCAAUAUAGAAGACUUCAAAUAAUUGGAUUAACGUCUCAUGAAAAAAUAAAGCAUGAUGAAGAAAUUCUUGAUGAUGAAUCUAUAAUGAGUUUAAAUGACAUAAGAGAUGGCAUGAAAGUUAGGAGAAAAUUAAAGGAGUUUCUAUCCUAUCAAAAUAAGUUACAAAAAUAAUAGACUUAUAGAGAUGCACACAAAAACCUUUCAGUUCCUUAAAUAGAUUAAAUUGAUCCUGCCCACAAGCAUCCGUCGUCGAUUGAUAUCCGUAAGUUAAGCCCUGAAUUUUUAUAAGCUGUAGUAGAUAGAGAUUACCUUGAAUCAAAAGAGAAAAUUUAGAAAAAUAGAAAAUCCUUCAUUGUAAGCAAUGAGUAUAGCAUGUUUCCUUAUCAUAAGAAAUCCAACCCUCUCUUAAAAAAUAAAAUUAAUGAUGUAAAAUUUACAAGUACCAAGAGUCCUUUCCAAUAGAGGAUGGCACUCAAUACUUCAAGAGCUGGAACAACUGAAAACUCAAAGCUGAUUCCAUAUAAAAAGGGGCACUUAAGCCGUAGUACUUAAAAAAGAAAUCAAAUUAAAGUAAUUGAAAAGAAAUUAGGGGUUAGCCCAUAGAAAUCUGAAAAUAAAGUUAUUACCAUUUUUAAAAAAUGCAAUGGAAGUAACAUUUAAAAGCUCUCUAAAAUAAUAUAUGAGUGCUAAACUGAAAGGAAAGAUAAUGAUACCUUAUAUUAGACUAUGGAUGAAUGGGGUACAUAAUUUCAGAUAUUUUGCUAAUAAAAAUAAUAAGGUGUUGAUGGCUAGAAUAAUACUCAUAGAAACUAUAAUGAUGAUAGUAGUAUACUUUAAUAACUUUGA
Stylonychia lemnae is the source of this 1020-nucleotide messenger RNA. The record is from the annotation of a GenBank genome assembly. Lineage: Eukaryota; Ciliophora; Spirotrichea; Sporadotrichida; Oxytrichidae.